Messenger RNA from Ostrinia furnacalis (Asian corn borer), 687 nucleotides. It is a transcript of the gene CPR127, whose product is annotated as cuticular protein RR-2 motif 127. The transcript has 4 exons. The coding region runs from base 97 to 645 and encodes 182 amino acids. Gene Ontology annotation, cellular component: extracellular matrix. Lineage: Eukaryota; Metazoa; Arthropoda; Insecta; Lepidoptera; Crambidae. The record is from RefSeq and is a predicted model, not a curated record.
ACAUAUAAAUGCCUGGGAAAACACCAUUGUAGUAUUGAGGGAGGCAGCAUUUGACAAACCUGACGUGCCGUCUGUUAUUAGCUUGGACAAAUCAAAAUGUGUUGGGUCCAGUGUUUGACGUUGGCGAUAGUUUGUAGUGUGGUACAUGCUAAGGCUAAAUUGGCAGUAUUUAAUCCUGUGUAUCAACCGCAGCCACACAAUGGAUAUUAUGAUCACCCCAGAUACGCGUUUAACUAUGGAGUAGCGGAUCACUCUACCGGAGAUGUGAAAUCACAGCACGAGACGCGAGACGGAGAUGUUGUCAAAGGUCAAUACUCCCUAGUAGAGCCGGACGGUUCGAUCCGGACCGUGGACUACACAGCAGACUCCGUGAACGGUUUCAACGCGGUCGUCUCCAAGUCCGGACCAUCCGUCCACGCAGCCCCCCCGCCACCUCCGCCCCCUCCUCAGCAAGUGAAGCCGGUGAUUCGGUUCGUACCGAAACCAAUACCGGUACCGGUCGAGGUGCCCAGCCAGUACUUCAAUCAGCAGGCGUACCCUGUGCCAGCGUCAUUCUUGUUCCCGAAAGUGAGCCCUCAGUUCCCCGAGUACGACGGAUUCGAAGCGGACGGGCCAUACGCAAACUCUCCUGGAACCUUCUUUUAGAUAGAAACUUAGGAAACAUAUUUAUUAUUUAAAAUAAAAUUA